UAGGUGAGUCUAUCGAUGUGAUCGGACGUGCGUCAUUUUUGGAAGGUGUGACCGACGUCAAACGCGAAAUUGAGUUUAUGUUACUCUUUUAGACUUUCAUAUUUUGCACAUUGGUUUUUUUUGUUACUAACCGCAUAAGCGGCAUUUUCGAUUCUGGCCGUAUCGACUCUGUUAGAGUCGGGGCCAAUCUCGCCGCAGUUCCACAGGCAGACGCGAUUUCUUUUUCUGGAGUUUUUCGGACGAAGUUGAAGAGCGAGCACGUGACGACAUUCCGAACCGGCGCAAACCGGCAGCACUUUGUGUUCAAUAUGCGAUUUCGUAGUGAAAACGACGGCCUCUCUAAUUUGUGUGUUCUGUGGUUUCAGUUUAACGUUUCUUCUUUAUUCUUUUCCUUUCAAGUGCAACAACAUUGAAAGUGUGACCGACUCCUUUCUUUUCUUUAAUUUUCGUAUCACCGUAGAUAAGUGUAAUUAAGUAUGGAUUUAUUCGUAAUUAUCGGACUCUUAUUCGUAAUCUACUAUUCCGUUUAUCUCAUUCUUCCCUCCUUCUUGGAUUGCGACAUACUGCUCGCUUUUAAGGAAAAGUACGGUAAACCCGUAUCUUCGUUGAAAGGCAAGACAGUAUGGAUAACAGGUGCAUCUUCCGGUAUCGGAGAAUAUUUAGCUUACGUGUUAGCCAAAGCGGGCUGCAAAUUAAUCUUGUCCGCUCGGAGAGUCACUGAAUUAGAACGAGUGAAGAAAACGUGUUUGGAAGAGAACAGAAACUUAACCGACAAUGAUGUGGAAGUUUAUUCUAUGGAUGUGCUCGAUUUGGAUUCACACGAGAAAGCAUUCGAACAUGUAAUCAAUAAAUUCGGCAAGUUAGACAUACUCGUCAAUAAUGCUGGCCGUAGUCAAAGAGCAAAAUGGGAAAACAUUGAGAUAGCAGUUGAUAAAGAAAUGUUCAACUUGAAUGUAUUCUCCAUCUUGUCCUUGAGCAGAUUAGUAGUGAAACACUUUUUGAAAGUAGGCGAAGGCCAAAUCGUUAAUACUUCGAGUUUAGCAGGAAUUGUACCCGCACCGAUGUCGGCGACCUACUGCGGCACCAAACAUGCCUUACAUGGUUAUUUCAGACCGUUCUUCUUGGAACAUCCCGAUAAUAAUAUCAGCAUGACAAUGGUUUGCCCAGGUCCGGUACAGACCGAAUUUCUAGCCAAGAGUUUCACGGAGAAAUCUGGCGAGAAUUACGGUGUAACAACGGACACAUCUAAAAACAAAGUCAGCGUGGAACGUUGUGCAAUUUUAAUGGGCGUCGCGAUUGCAAAUAAAUUGGACGAAGUAUGGAUUGCCACGGCAUCUCCGUUACGACUCGUAUACAUGGUUUAUUGUUUUCCGAAUUUUGCAAAAUGGAUUAUAAAGAAUUUAGGUCUGAAAUACCUGCUAAAAUUACGAGAUGCUAACGCCUCCAAAACGGAUUAAUCGUCAUGAUCAUCACUGAAUAUUCUAAUGUCAACACCAACUGUAUUUUUGUCAAUAUAUUCUUCACAUAAGCGCUUUAAGAUUUUUAUAUGAUGUAUAUAUUAAACAUAAUAAGAGAAUAAAACAGAUGUAAACGGAUUAAUUAAUGUCCA
Messenger RNA from Trachymyrmex septentrionalis, 1609 nucleotides. RefSeq names its product dehydrogenase/reductase SDR family member 7. The coding region runs from base 477 to 1457 and encodes 326 amino acids. NCBI's taxonomy places the organism in Eukaryota, Metazoa, Arthropoda, Insecta, Hymenoptera, Formicidae. The record is from RefSeq and is a predicted model, not a curated record. The transcript is spliced from 8 exons.